AUGCCAAAUCCGAACGUCGUCUCUGAUCAUGUGUUGCUUGCCGCAGAGUUCAAGAUCUCGUCAAUGUACAAAUUUCCUUCAAUCAUGGCCUCCCACGAAUCUCGUGUACUUAAUUCCACCAACCAGAUAACAGAGAUGUGCAGAGAUGUCGGCGUAGGAGGAGGUGCAGAAGGGGGUGCAGAAGGGGGUGCAGAAGGGGGUUGUGCCGAAAGAUGCGAGCUCCUAGUUGUGAUAGGGGGAGAGUAUAGUAUAUUAUACGUAUACUUUCCUGAAACGCGUUGGAAUCGUCGAUCCAACAACUGUGGUGUAUACGCGCUUGGGGACGGAUGGGAGGCGCUUGCGCAUAACUUUGUGAAUCACAUAUUUCGUGAUUCACAUAUUCAAAAACGCGACGGCUUCGCACAACAGCCUACCUAUACCACCCCCAAAGGGAAAAUCUCUCACUGCAACAGCAGCAGCAUGUCAACCGCAGAAGCUCAGCAAAUGCUGGAGAGGAAAGAGCCCAACAUAUUCAACGGGAAACCGCACACCCCAACCCACCGCACACGGGCCCGAUCGGGCUGGGAAACCUUGCCAGCCUACGAUCACAGGGAUGAGUUAUUGGCGCACCUGGCUGCGGGAAUCACUCAAUUCCUAGUGAUGGGUCCGACGGGCAGUGGAAAGACGACAGCGUUCGUCUAUUUCAUCCUUAUGUAUCUCUGGGAUGCCGGUGUCGUUAAAAAGGGCGAAAGCAGGGUUACGGGGUGCAGCCAACCCCGUGUGGUCGCGGCCAUCGCGACAGCCAAUCGAGUCACAGAAGUGAUGGACAUGACAGUUGGCCAGGAGGUGGGCUACAAGACGGGCCCUGACACCGCUUACACCAAGGGCACCACCAAGCUCUGCUUCGCUACGGAGCAAAUCCUCAUCAUCGAGGCCCAGAAUGACCCACUCCUUUCGAAAUAUGCCGCAAUUGUGGUUGAUGAGGCCCAUGUCCGCACCCUGCACGUGGACAUGCUCAUGACUACACUGAGACUCGCAAUCGCUAAGCGCAAGGAUAGAGGAGACCCUCUCAUCACCGUGAUAAUGAGCGCGACGAUGCAGAGGGCACUGGACAUGUUCAAAGACUAUUUCUUCGGCGCAACUGUGGUUCGGAUACGGCAUGAUCCCCACAAUAUCGCGAGGCUCUAUGAUAACGAGGGUCUUGACCUGUCGAAGAAAAAGACGGAGAAGGACUCGUAUUACGCCCGGGCCCUGGCAAACGUUAUCAGAAUACUCAAGUUCAAAGAUAACGACCAGGAAGGCGAGCCUAGGCCACCGCAAGCUCUUCCUGGAGGUAUCCUCGUGUUCCUACCUGGACGUGAGGACAUUGACCGCAUGGAGGCCGAUCUCGAUAACUGGAUGGAAUACUCUGGCCACCCCGCUGAAAACGUAAAACUUGGCAAGUUAUACGCCGGGAUGCCUACGGAAGUGCAGCAAAGGGUGAUCGGAGCACAGCCUGGAAAGAGGAAGGUUGUCUUGGCGACAAACGUGGCGGAAACCUCCCUCACAGUUGGGGGCAUCGACCAUGUGGUUGACUGCGGUGCCGCCAAGAUCAUGGUAUUCGACCCGCGCUCUGGCCUGCACGAACUUAGCACCAAGUUCAUCAGCAGGGCGGAUGCAGAACAACGCGCGGGAAGAACUGGUCGCACUGGUCCCGCGGAGGUCAAACAAGUGCGACUCGAAUCGGCUGUCCUUUGCGUCAGAGGAUUCGGAUACCGCGGGGUUGCGGGGGAUGCUCCUUGGCCCUGGUUCAAGCAACCUGUGCCGGAAUCAUGGAAACUCGGGAACGAUGUUUUGACACGCAUCGGUGUCCUGAAGGAGACAGGGGAACUCACUCGUGUCGGUGCUGUGGUGGCAAGACUCCCCAUUGACCCUCAACUGGCGACUGCUCUUUGGCACGCUUGUGAUAAGGGCGUGGGACGACAUAUGUGCGAUCUGGCGGCAAUAUUGCAACAGCGCGCCUCGGUCCUGCAAUGGCCAAAUGAUCCGCUUGAGCGUGGUGAAGCCCUGCAAGUAUGGGGCUCGGGCCCUCAAGGCCGGAAGUUCAUCGACGACACGAGCGAUCACUUCGCACUCCUUAACGUGUUGGCUGCGUAUAGGAAAGUCCAUGUCCCACUUCGACAGACGUGGUGCCGAUCGGGGUUCAUCAACAUGCCAUCAUUAAAACUCGCAGAGCACUUGAGUGGUCGGUUGUUGAUAGCCUGUAAGGAGGCCGGCCUCAACACCGAUGAUGGCACAUCAAUCACGACGCCGAACAAGCGCAAGCUCAUUCUCCAGGCACUUGCGAGAGGCUUUGAGACGCAACUAGCGGUCAAACCGGACACUGACACGUUCUUCACCACUGUCCACUUGAAGACUACAGACGUCGUCAUUGACAAAAAUAGCUUCAUCCCACAGAAACCGCAGGGAGUUGUCUUGUACCACUCAGGCAUGAUCAGGGGCGAAACCAAGAAAAGGGUGAUCUCCACAUGUACUGUUCUGCCGGAACCGCCAUCCGGACGGACGAUGUCAGAUUACCUGCCACACCCAACAUGGCAAGAAGUGCAAAGAAUGCGGAACCAUCCUACCAGUUCUGCAACCGCAACGGCAACUCGUGCCACCGCUUGA
Molecule: messenger RNA, 2625 nt
Organism: Fimicolochytrium jonesii
Lineage: Eukaryota; Fungi; Chytridiomycota; Chytridiomycetes; Spizellomycetales; Powellomycetaceae
Product: P-loop containing nucleoside triphosphate hydrolase protein
Exons: 7
Coding region: 1-2625 (874 amino acids)
Cellular component (GO): intracellular anatomical structure
Molecular function (GO): RNA binding; ATP binding
Source: RefSeq, a predicted model, not a curated record